Molecule: messenger RNA, 2184 nt
Organism: Grus americana (Whooping crane)
Lineage: Eukaryota; Metazoa; Chordata; Aves; Gruiformes; Gruidae
Gene: NOP9
Product: NOP9 nucleolar protein
Exons: 11
Coding region: 1-1821 (606 amino acids)
Biological process (GO): endonucleolytic cleavage in 5'-ETS of tricistronic rRNA transcript (SSU-rRNA, 5.8S rRNA, LSU-rRNA); endonucleolytic cleavage in ITS1 to separate SSU-rRNA from 5.8S rRNA and LSU-rRNA from tricistronic rRNA transcript (SSU-rRNA, 5.8S rRNA, LSU-rRNA); endonucleolytic cleavage to generate mature 5'-end of SSU-rRNA from (SSU-rRNA, 5.8S rRNA, LSU-rRNA)
Cellular component (GO): preribosome, small subunit precursor; nucleolus; 90S preribosome
Molecular function (GO): RNA binding
Source: RefSeq, a predicted model, not a curated record
AUGGCGACGGCUCGGGGCGGGGCUGCCGGGACUCGGUCCUUAAGCGGCGUUCCCGCCCUCUCUGCAGCGCGGUGCAUUGUGGGUGGUGACACCCGGCCGUUCGUUUUCUCCGCCAUGGGAGUGCGCAGAGGGGAACGGGGCCGGGGGGGGCCGGGGCUGGAGCCCGAUACCGCCGGGUACUUCCGACGGGCUCUGGAGACGCUGCAGGAAGGGUUGAGCCCGGAGGAGCUCGCCCUUUUCGCCCCCAACGUCCUGGCGGAGGCGGUGACGGCGGGGCCGGGGCCGGCAGCUUUGGACCCGGGGGGGUCGCGGGUGCUGCGGGCGUUGUUGCCCCGAGCUCCCUUGGAGGUUUUGGGUCGGGUGUUGCCCCCUUUGGUGGUGGGGGGUUUGAGGGGGCCGGCGGGUCACCCUACGGGUGCUCGGGUGCUGGAAGUCGCCCUGGCUCGGGUGUUGCCCGCCCUGGGGGAGGCGACCGCGGGGCGGGAGGAGGAGGAAGAAGAAGAAGAAGCAGCCGUGGGGCGGCUGGAAGAAGCCGUGGGGCGGCUGACGGCGGAGGUGACGGGUGACGCGGUGGCUUUCGCCCGGCACCCCGCCGGCAGCUUCGUGGUACGGGCGUUGCUGCGGGUGCUGGGGGGCACCCCGGGGGCAGGAACCCCCCAGCUGCCCCCCGGAGAGGCGGAGCCGAAAGCCAAGGGGCCGGCGCUUCCCCCCUCCUUCCCGCCCCUCCUGGGGCAACUGGCGGAGGCCUUUGAGGAGCAUCUGAGCUCCCUGCUGUCCCCGGCCGGCGCCAGCCUCUGCCUGCAGGUGGCGCUAGAGGUGCUGCACCGCAGCCAAUCGCCUGCCUGCUCCCGCCUCUGCGACGCGCUCAUUGGCCAGCUGGCCCCGCCCGGCCCCGCCUCUGCCGAGAGCGCCCUGGUGCGUGGGCUGCAGGACCCCGAGCGCAGUCGGUUGCUGGAGGCGGCCAUGACGGUGGCCGGACCCCAGCGCCUGCGCGACCUCUUCCGCCGGGAGCUGAAGGGCCGCCUGCGGGGCGUGGCCGCCCACCGGCUGGCCAAUCACGGGCUGCAGCGCCUGCUGGACCACGCCCCCGCUGACGUGGUGGGGGAGGUGCUGUCGGAGCUGGGCCCGGCCCUGGCCGAACCUUUGGCCCGGGGCCACCCCGGGGUGCUCACGGCCCUGCUGGGCGCCUGCCGGCCUCACCCGCACCUCCAGCAGGAGGCGCUCUGCCGCCUUCUACAGGCUUUCGGUUGCUGGGAGCCGCGGGAGCGACGCCGGGCGUGCGUGGGGCUCCUGGCCGGGCUCCGCCCCUUUGGUGACGAGGAGGGGGCGGAGACAGAGCCCUCCCUCGGCGCCGUCACCCUCCACGGCUCCCUCCUGCUCCAGCACCUGCUGCACUUCAGGGACCCGGGGCCCGUCCUGGGGGGGCUCCAGGCACUGCCCCCCCCAGCCCUGGCCGCCCUGGCCCGCAGCCCCCCCGGCAGCCGGGUUUGGGACGCCGUCCUCUCCUCCCCCGCCGUCCCCGCUCGCGCCCGCCGCCGCCUCCUGCGCAAGCUCAAGGGUCACUUCCUCUCGCUGGCGUGUCACCGCAACGGCAGCCGCGUCCUCGACGCCGUCUGGGCCUCGGCCUCCGUCCCGGCACGCGCCGCCAUCGCCGAGGAGCUGGCGUCCCAGCGCGAGGCCCUACAGCGCGACCCCCACGGCCGGGGGGUUGCCCGGACCCUCUCCCUCGACCUCUUCCUCCGCCGCCGCCGCCUGUGGGAGCGGUUACAGGCGGCCCCCGACCGUCGCCGCGGUCUCCUGGGACCCCUCUUGGAGGACUGACGCCCCCCCCCCCCCCCCCCCCCCCACUCCCCGAGGGUGACGGAGAGGCGCCCACCUGGAGGACCGCGGGGGUCAUAGAGAGGACAGGCGGAGAGCGACAGAGCGUCCGCUGGGCUCGGGCGCUUCCUGAGAUCGGGGAGGACCGGAGAAAUGGCGCCGUACCAUAGAGGCGCUGGAGGACUGCUGGCUAGAAAGGCCCCCCCCCGUGCCAUAGAGCUGCUGGAGGACCGAAUGCCAGAGAGGACGGCUGCCUGACGUGAGCACCAUAGAGUUUUCUCCGGGGAGGGGCCGCUCGCUCUGUUCCUGCUUUCCCAAUGUCUGGGUUUUUUUUUUUUUUUAACGUAAAGCGACGGUUUUUUCGUA